AUGGACCACCUCCGUGAUUCUCUGCUAAGCUCUCUGCCUAGAGACACACCUUCUACCGCAACGAUCGACCAUUCUCGCAGAGAUCAGGAAGGUACACGCCAGUCUGUCGCUCGGGGUGAAUUCAAAGAGGUUCGAGACAUGGCCUUCAGUAACCGGACCUGGGUCGUUACCAGCCGAUACUGCGAUAUUGGAGAUGGUGUAGACUCCCUUGAAGGCCACAUUCAUUCCCUGUGGUAUAUGUACUACGAGCUUGGCCGAAACAUCUCUUCCGAAUCACCUGAUCAUGAGGGAAUAGUCCUCGAUAUCCUCCGCAUUCAAGGAAUGGGGCCGUUGACUAGACCUGCACGCGGAGUCUAUGGGAUUGAUAUCGCAAGAACCGUCGACGGUACACUGUGGCACGAUCUCCCCUUCUUGGUUGGCGAUAUGACCAAUUUCUGGGUCAAUCACAGUGCUUCUAUGUCGGGAACACACCGUCUCAACUUUGCAACAUUCCUGGCUAAACUUGCAUCUACUCGUGUCGCUAAGGAUAGGCUGUGCCAAGUUGCUCUUCUGAUCUUCCGUACUCUCUUUGAAAGCCCUCAAGCACUUCGCACUGGGGAAGAGUCAGACGAGGAAGACCUCAACCGAGGUACCAAGCAGCUUGAGGUCUUUCAUCUGUUACCAGCUGCUGUUGCUUGGCUGAAAAUAACAAGCCACACCCUCCUUUUGCUAUCAGACUUGUAUUGGAACGACUGCCCUAGCCACAUCAGCAAGGGUGGUGAGGAGUUCCUCGAAUCGGAGCUCGGACAGCGAUCACCUGCUGGAUUCUCGCCAUGGAGAUACAUGUUCUGGCUGAAGCGACUUCAUGACAUUCAGGAAGAAGCUAAAGAAGCCAAUGAGAAAGCCCUGGAGGAGCUUGCCACUGAUGGCAUCCAGUACAUGAUCAACACAAUCAAGCAAAGGAACGCUGGGGUCCUCAGGGCUUACAAGAAUGGUGGCGAUGCCUUGCACCAGGAUAAGCAUCUUUCAUGUCUAAAGCCCCUUGCAUGCGUUGAGGAGCCAGAGUCGUAA
Molecule: messenger RNA, 1050 nt
Organism: Aspergillus udagawae
Lineage: Eukaryota; Fungi; Ascomycota; Eurotiomycetes; Eurotiales; Aspergillaceae
Product: DUF3632 domain-containing protein
Exons: 1
Coding region: 1-1050 (349 amino acids)
Source: RefSeq, a predicted model, not a curated record